CCAAAAUUGAACUAAAUUUUUUUAUAUUAGGAAUACACUAUUUUGCCGUUUCUUUGCUUUUCAAUGACCCCAAAAGAAACCAAAAGUUUUUAUAUUAGGAAAAAAAUAAGACUCGUAGAAGAGUUUUACACAUAUUAAGAGUUCUAAAGUUAUUAUGAUAAAUAGUUUACCUAGAAGAACAAGAACUCUUCAUAUAGUCCAAGUGAUAAUCAUCCAAAGUAACUCAUAAUACUUUUCAAAUACCACUCUUUAAUAUUUGAUGCUGCAAAGAAAGAGAGAAGCUGAAAGAACAAACAUGAGUACGACUACUCCAGGUAAGAGCCAAAAUAUCCAAUUCCCACAUUUUGAUGUUGUAUCAGAUGAAUCAGACCAUUACUACAUCAAAUCAAACAAAUCCGAUAAGGCACAAAAUUGCUUCAAGGAUGCAAACACUUCUACAUACAGAAGCAUCAUGAAAGAAUGGAAAAUCCUUGAGAAAAAUCUCCCUGAAUCCAUUUACGUUCGCGCUUAUGAAAUGCGUAUGGAUCUGCUCCGAGCAGUAAUCAUUGGUGCCCCGGGGACUCCUUACCACGACGGUCUAUUCUUCUUUGACAUUGUAUUUCCUUCAGAUUACCCGAGCCAUCCUCCGAGUGUUUACUAUUUGUCACGAGGCUAUCAUAUGAAUCCGAAUCUUUAUACCAACGGAUAUGUUUGUUUGAGCCUAAUCAACACUUGGAAAGGCAGAACUUCGUCGGAAAUGUGGACAGCUAAAACUUCUACAGUCCUUCAGCUCCUUGUCUCGAUCCAGGGGCUCGUGCUCAACGAUCAACCUUACUUCAACGAGCCUGGACGCGAAAAACAUAUUAAGUCUGAGAGUUGGCUGCAGAAGUCUUUAGCUUACAAUAGGGAAGUCUUUAUUUUGUCCUGUAAAACGAUGCUUUGUCACAUUCGCACGCCUCCAAAGAAUUUCGAGGCCUUUGUCUACGAGCAUUUUCGCGAACGUGGAGAGUCCAUAUUGGUGACUAUUAAAGCCUAUAGUGAUGGCAAGGCAAUUGUAGGUCAUUAUCAAGGAGAUAGCCAGAAGUCGUCGUGUGUUAAAGUGCCUGCUGAUUUUCAGAACAAUUUGAAGAAAAUGUGUGCUGAUUUACAAAGGGCUUUCAACAAUUUAACCAAUUCAAAUACUCCAAAUCAGGUUGCCAGAAAAAAAAAGGAUCCAGCUAAGAAGAAGAAGAAAGGGAAAAAAGCAAAGGAGCCAUCAAGUGGACUUAUGCAGAGAAUAAUAGGCUUUAUCAAGAACAUUUUUUGAAUCAGCGAAAUAUUAUGUUUUAAAAAAUUUCAUUAAGAAUAAGUAGAGUAGUAGCAAAAAUGAAAUGUUUACUUCAGAUUUAGAUGUCAUUAUAUGAUCUGUAAGUCAGUAUCGCAGUAGUCUGUCUCAUACUCAACUAGAGUUUAAUUCAAGAUUUAUAAUCGGUGGUUUCAGAAUGAA
Molecule: messenger RNA, 1465 nt
Organism: Lycium barbarum (goji berry)
Lineage: Eukaryota; Viridiplantae; Streptophyta; Magnoliopsida; Solanales; Solanaceae
Product: putative ubiquitin-conjugating enzyme E2 38
Exons: 2
Coding region: 260-1285 (341 amino acids)
Molecular function (GO): ubiquitin conjugating enzyme activity
Source: RefSeq, a predicted model, not a curated record